Messenger RNA from Bufo gargarizans (Asiatic toad), 1358 nucleotides. Its product is annotated as shieldin complex subunit 1-like. Gene Ontology annotation, biological process: negative regulation of double-strand break repair via homologous recombination; positive regulation of double-strand break repair via nonhomologous end joining; positive regulation of isotype switching. Lineage: Eukaryota; Metazoa; Chordata; Amphibia; Anura; Bufonidae. Gene Ontology annotation, cellular component: site of double-strand break. The record is from RefSeq and is a predicted model, not a curated record. The transcript has 4 exons. The coding region runs from base 323 to 970 and encodes 215 amino acids.
GAAAGCGUCCUCGAUUGGCUGAUUCUUGGUCGGUUGCUAGAUGAUGCCCUGCGUCAGCUGUCCUGGCCCGUGGUUCCCAAAAGUCACACCAAUGAUGUGCGCCGCCUGUUCUUGGCCUAGCAGCACGCUGAAAAGGGAGUCCAUGACUUGAAACAAGUCCUCCUUGUCCUCCGCCUCUGGGAGUCCCCUGAGCCGAAUGUUCCUCCUUCUGUUCCUGUUCUCUUGAUCUUCCAUCUGAAGUAGGAGCGUAUUCAUCGCCCUGGCAUGCGAGAGCAGAGAAUCUUUCACCGCUGCAUUGAAGUCCAGUUUUCGAGACCGGGGAAUGGAUUCCACAGACAGACCGCCGAGCCAGACAUCGGACUGCAGCAGUGUCCUGGAUCUGUCCUGCACAUAUAAUCUAUCACAGACUACCUGGCCACAUGAGCCUUCACCUAGAUCAUAUGAAGAAGAUGUCUGCUCCACUUUAACUUCUGCUUCCUCGCUGCCCUCACUGCAAAAUACAGGCUCGAGAACAAAUUCUUGUGAAGGUAAUGAGGAACUACUGUUGGAAGAAGAUGAAAAAUCUCAAUAUAUGCCACGAAGUAGUGACGCAUUCAGAGUGACACAGCAAAGAGCUUCUACCUUGAACUCACAGAAAGUGGAAUCAAAACAAGGCCUCAAUGAUGUACAGAUUCAAGCUAGCUUGGAUGCAUUUUAUGAACAAAGCUCUUGGAGAGGGAAAUAUGAUACUUUUUCUGACCAACUUUCUGAGAAAAUAUCAGACUUAAGCAGGAAGCAGCAUUUAUAUGCUUUACGGAGUUUUCAGUUGGGUAAGAUUGUGUUAAAUCAGGAAGGUGAGAAAGUAUUACAGAACCGUUCCAGCGAAAACGUCUUCUCUCGAGAAAACACAAAGAAUGGGGAACCUGUCCCUGGACUUUCUAAAGAUGUGGUCAGGUUCAUAUUGGACAAGACCUCCCCCUCCCAAAACUGACUUUUAAAUAAUUUCAGGUGACUUUUCAGAACAAGCCGUCAUGAUGACUAACACUAGCCGUUACAUGACUUGUAUUUUUCGUUUAUCACCAGUCUUAUCCCCUUUGUAGGCUUCAUCUUUUAUUGUGAGUUGGUCCUGCUCCCCUAUCUCGGUCUCUCACUAACACAGAAGCAGCAGUAGCAUGGAGGACGUUACACAAAUAUAGCAGUCUCUGUGUGUCUCUUGCUCUCUAGCAGCUGCUUCCUUCCUUAUUUCUUUCCCCAAACUGCCAUGGACAGCAGCUGUAACCUGAUCCCUCAGCUAAUAAACAGUCCUAGUGGUAAAUGAGGUAUUUUUAUGUUAUAAUGAUGUAUUAAAGGUUUCUUACCAUCACUUGUACUAUUGAUUA